Messenger RNA from Coffea eugenioides, 558 nucleotides. RefSeq names its product G-type lectin S-receptor-like serine/threonine-protein kinase At4g03230. The record is from RefSeq and is a predicted model, not a curated record. NCBI's taxonomy places the organism in Eukaryota, Viridiplantae, Streptophyta, Magnoliopsida, Gentianales, Rubiaceae. Gene Ontology annotation, molecular function: protein kinase activity. The transcript is spliced from 2 exons. The coding region runs from base 1 to 558 and encodes 185 amino acids. Gene Ontology annotation, biological process: protein phosphorylation.
AUGGACGGGGUUUACUCUGAAAAGUCUGAUGUAUUUAGCUUCGGAAUCAUGAUUCUUGAGAUCAUAAGUGGAAAGAAGAACACUUCUUUCUACGAUUCGGAUCGUCACCUGAACUUAAUAGGACAUGUAAGUUACCUGUACAAUGCAGUGUCUGGGAUCUAUGGACGGAAGGAAGAGUUUCAGAAAUAUACAGAUUCUUGUUUGGAUGAAACGGUCUCAACAAGUGAAGCACUAAAAUAUGUUCACGUUGGUUUAUUGUGUGUGCAAGAAAAGGCAGGAGACAGACCAACAAUGUCGGACGUGGUAUCCAUGCUCCUCAAGGAAUCAAUGGUUCUUGCCACUCCUAAGCGGCCGGCUUUUGCUGAAAUUAUGACUCUUAACAAUACCAAGUUACCUGAAUAUCCAGAAUUUUGUUCUUUGAACGAGGUCACAAUUUCAGAUGUGCAGGGUAGAGAAAGGUGGGAAGCCGGCUGUAUCCUCAAGUUAGGGGUAACCACCGGAGAUAAUCAGGUCUCAAUUCUUUUGUGGAUUCGUUUUGGAUUUGAGUUUGAUGACUAA